Sarcophilus harrisii (Tasmanian devil) is the source of this 1870-nucleotide messenger RNA. RefSeq names its product cytochrome P450 3A4-like. Gene Ontology annotation, biological process: oxidative demethylation; steroid metabolic process. Gene Ontology annotation, molecular function: testosterone 6-beta-hydroxylase activity; heme binding; oxidoreductase activity, acting on paired donors, with incorporation or reduction of molecular oxygen, reduced flavin or flavoprotein as one donor, and incorporation of one atom of oxygen. The record is from RefSeq and is a predicted model, not a curated record. Bases 93 to 1610 code for a protein of 505 amino acids. The transcript has 13 exons. NCBI's taxonomy places the organism in Eukaryota, Metazoa, Chordata, Mammalia, Dasyuromorphia, Dasyuridae.
GAGCAUUACAACAGCACUCAAGGUUGAGGUAGUAAGAACAAAGAAGCAAACAUAGAAGAGGAAAAAGGAAAGAAAUAAAAAGCUGACUAACAAUGAACAUCAUCCCAAGCUUAAGUGCUGGAACUUGGACAUUACUUAUUCUCUUUUUGACUCUCCUGUUUCUAUAUGGGACCUGGACACAUAAGACCUUUAAGAAGUUGGGAAUCCCAGGCCCACCACCUCUUCCCUUCUUUGGCACUGUUCUUUCUUAUCGGAAAGGUUUUGCAGAUUUUGACUUGAGUUGUUUUAAAAAAUAUGGGAAAACAUGGGGGUUUUUUGAUGGCAGGCAACCUGUAUUGGCCAUCAUGGACCCAGAGACUAUCAAAUUAGUGCUAGUGAAAGAGUGCUAUUCUGUCUUCACUAAUCGUCGGAACUUUGGUCCAGCUGGGAUUUUGGAGACUGCUGUUUCAAUUGCUGAAGAUGAAAAUUGGAAGAGGAUUCGAACAGUGUUGUCUCCAACAUUUACAAGUGGAAAACUCAAGGAGAUGUUUCCUAUCAUUAACCAAUAUGGAGAUGUAUUAGUGAAGAACAUGAAGAAUGCUGCAGAGAAAAGCAAGCCUGUGACAAUGAAAGAGAUUUUUGGGGCCUACAGUAUGGAUGUGAUUACCAGCACUUCAUUUGGUGUCAAUAUUGAUUCCUUGAAUAAUCAGAACGAUCCCUUUGUCAGAGAAAUUAAGAAGUUAAUCAAAUUCAGUUUUCUGGAUCCACUCAUACUUACAAUAACACUCUUUCCAUUCCUUGUUCCUUUGCUUAAAAAAUUGGAUGUAACUGUCUUUCCAAAAGAAGCAACAGAUUUCUUAGCAAAGUCAAUCAAAAAAAUAAAGGCAGAACGAAAGGCCAAUACACAGAAGCACCGGGUAGAUUUCCUUCAGCUUUUGAUGGAUUCUCAGACUUCUAAAAAUUCAGAGUCGCACUCUCACAGAGAUCUGAGUGAUGAGGAAGUUCUUGCUCAAUCCAUUAUCUUUCUUUUUGCUGGCUACGAAACCACCAGCUCUGUACUUUCUUUUCUCUUUUACCACCUGGCCACCAACCCUGAGAUCCAGGAAAAGCUUCAGAAGGAGAUCGAUGAAGUUUUGCCCAAUAAGGAAGCAGUCAUGUAUGAUAACCUGUUGCAGAUGGAGUACUUAGACAUGGUGAUAAAUGAAAAUCUCAGGCUGUAUCCCAUAGCUGGCAGGAUUGAGAGGGUUGCUAAGAAAACUGUAGAGAUCAAUGGACUAAUGAUUCCUAAAGGCACCGUGGUGAUGGCUCCACCCUUUGUCCUUCAUCGUGACCCAGAAUACUGGCCAGAGCCAGAGGAGUUCCGCCCUGAAAGGUUCAGUAAGGAAAACAAAGAGAGCAUUAACCCCUAUGUGUACCUGCCCUUUGGUGCUGGUCCUCGAAACUGCAUUGGGAUGAGAUUUGCACUUAUGAGUAUGAAAGUUGCAACUAGCCGACUCCUGCAGGAAUUUACCUUCAAAACUUGUAAAGAGACACAGGUUCCUCUGAAGUUAAGCAAUCAGCCACUCCUUACACCAACUGUUCCCAUUGUUCUGAAAGCUGUACCAAGAACCAACAAGGCAAAUCAGAAAUAAAAACUCUUCUCAUUCUAUGAUUUCUCUUCUGUAGUGCAAAGCUACAGGAUCCUAGGGCUUCAAAAGUAACUUACUUUACCUUAUGAACCAAACAUGGAAAAAAAUUUAAUUUUUUUCUUUUUAACCACAGGAAAUGAGUACAUUUCAGAUGGUCUUUUGGAGAUCUCCAUGUUUGAUAACCAUUGAAUAAUGUUCAGUGGUAUCAAGUAUCACAUAUAUUGAUCCAACUCAUCAUGUUGCAAAAAAAAAACCCUCUAAAA